CUGGCUGAGAACACCAGUUAAAUAUAGCACAGUAGAAACUACUCCACAAAGUCUGUACUCUAACAGAUCCUAAGGAGAGCAAAAGAGAGGAAACAUUAUCUCAGAACCACACUGCAAAAACCCCAACAACACCUUGCAACAGAUGAAUUGAAAAGUAAAAAAAAAAUCCAAAAGUCUGGGUGGGAGCAUGUGUGACCUCCUCCUUCUGUGACUGGGAAAUCUGCAUGUAGCCAUUAGCACAAUUUAGCUCAGUUUAGAGUGGGGUAAAGUCAUCUUUAGUUAGCUGGAUGCUAUCUGUGCUCCAGUAGUACAAGGGCUUACUGUUACUUGUAGUCCACAAAAAGCUAUACCCAAUACAGGACCAUAGUGACGGACAUAUUCUCUGGUACAUUUUGGAACGGUCAGGUUGGAAUGAGAUCUCGAAACCAAGGUGGAGAAAGCUCAGCUAUUGGGCGACUCUCCAACUGCAACAAUGGGAAUGCGUUGGAAGAUGAGAACCUCAGUGGUGAUGGCAAAAACAAGAAUAAAACCCAGAAAAAUAAAGAUGGAGAUGGGUCGGUCUCUGGGACUGUUAAGAAACACAUGAAAUCUACUGGUGUUUGUGACAGAAGAAACAGGAAACUACAAGAACCAUCCAAAGAGGAUCUAGUGAAGCUUCUGAGCGUUAUGGAAGGAGAGUUGCAGGCUAGGGAGGAUGUUAUCCAUAUGCUAAAGACAGAGAAGACUAAACCCGCAGUUUUAGAAGCUCAUUAUGGGUUCUCGGCUCCGGAGGAUGUACUACGGGUACUGCACAGGGAUGCUCUUCUUGCAAAAGAAAAAUCCAUAGGAGAAGAUGUCUAUGAAAAGCCAAUGGCAGAGUUGGACCGACUUGAAGAAAAGCAGAAAGAAACAUACCGGCGCAUGUUAGAGCAGCUGCUUCUGGCAGAGAAGUGCCAUCGUAGAACUGUCUAUGAACUAGAUAAUGAGAAGCGGAAGCACACCGACUACAUGAACAAGAGUGAUGACUUUACCAACUUGUUGGAGCAGGAACGUGAAAGGUUAAAGAAGUUACUGGAACAAGAGAAAGCUUAUCAGGUGCGAAAAGAUAAAGAAUAUAACAAGCGACUCAAUAAAGUCCGAGAUGAGCUAGUAAAGCUCAAGUCAUUUGCACUGAUGCUAGUGGAUGAGAGACAAAUGCAUAUUGAACAGCUUGGACAACAAACUCAAAAGAUACAAGAUCUUACUCAGGAACUUCAAAAAGCAGAGUCCAAACUGAAAGCAGUUUGCGCUAAAGCCAACGAAGACAGCCAAAAAGUUGUUAAACUGGAAUUGGACCUUGAGCAUAAAGUUUCCAAGUAUUCUCAGGAACAUGAAGAAAUGACUGCAAAAUUGGUUACUCAAGAGUCCAAUAACCGUCAUCUCCGUCUAAAGCUGGUUGGUCUCAAUCGCAAAAUCGAAGAAUUAGAGGAAGCAAAUAGGAACCUUCAAAAAACAGAUGAGGAGUUAAAAGAGUUAAGAGAAAAAAUAGCCAAGGGAGAAUGUGGAAAUUCAAGUUUAAUGGCAGAAGUAGAAAAUUUAAGAAAGCGAGUUUUAGAAAUGGAAGGGAAAGAUGAGGAGAUAACAAAGACAGAAUCACAAUGUAAAGAACUCCAAAAGAAACUCCAUGAAGAAGAACACCACAGCAAGGAGCUAAAACUGGAGGUGGAAAAAUUACAGAAAAGAAUGUCUGAAUUAGAAAAAUUAGAAGAGGCAUUUAUGAAAAGUAAGUCAGAGUGCACUCAGCUUUAUGUGAAAUUGGAUAAAGAAAAAGCCCAAACAAGGGAAUUGGUGAAGGAAGUUGAAGUGGUGAAGGGUCGAGUUAAAGAACUUGAGUUGGUUGAAGGAAGACUGGAAAAAGCAGAACACAGUUUAAAAGAUGACUUAACUAAGUUAAAGUCUUUCACUGUUAUGCUCGUUGAUGAAAGGAAAAUCAUUAUGGAAAAGAUAAAACUAGAGGAAGGAAAGGUUGAUGAACUCAACAAGGACUUAAAAGUUGAACAAGGAAAAGUUAUGGAGGUAACAGAAAAACUUAUAGAUGAAAGUAAAAAACUUUUAAAACUAAAGUCAGAAAUGGAAGAAAAAGUGUAUAACUUGACAAAAGAGCGAGAUGAGUCAAUCGGCAAACUAAGAACUGAAGAAGAGAAAAACUGUGAACUAACUUGCAGGGUAAACCUGCUGAUGAAAAGAAUAGAAAGCAUGGAAGUUUCAGAAAGGGAAGCAGCACGAAGCAGAGCAAAGAAAUGUUUUGAGGCUAUACAUCAAGAAGACAAUAAGACAAAAGAGUUGAUUUUAGAAAUUGAAAGACUUAGAAAUCGUCUUCAACAGCUUGAAGUUGUUGAGGGAGAUUUGAUGAAAACAGAGGAUGAGUAUGAUCAGCUAGAAAGAAAAUAUAGAACUGAGCAAGACAGAGCUAAUGUACUCUCUCUGCAGCUUGAAGAGCUGAAAAGUCAAAUAGCAAAGAACAAAGCUAUUGAGAAGGGAGAAGUUGUAAGUCAAGAGGCUGAACUUCGGCAUAGAAUCCGAGUAGAGGAAUCUAGAAACAGAGACUUAAGAGCAGAAGUACAAGCACUCAAAGAGAAAAUUCAUGAUAUGAUGAACAAAGAAGAUCAGCUUUCACAACUUCAAGUUGAUUAUUCAGUCCUUCAGAAAAGGUUUAUAGAAGAAGAAAAUAAAAACAAAACUAUGGGACAAGAUGUAUUGAAUUUGACAAAAGAGCUAGAACUAUCAAAGAGAUACAGUCGUGCUAUAAGGCCAAGCAUGAAUGGGAGAAGAAUGGUUGAUGUUCCCGUGACAUCUACAGGGAUCCAGACAGAUGAAAUAAGUAUUGAAUCAUUUGAGGAGGAGACCCCAGCAGUGUUUAUCAGGAAGUCCUUCCAAGAAGAGAAUCACAUCAUGAGUAAUUUACGGCAAGUCGGACUUAAAAAACCUGUAGAUAGAUCGCCUGUUCUGGAAAGGUAUCCACCUGCAGCAAAUGAACUGAACAUAAGAAAAUCAUGGAUACCCUGGAUGAGAAAAAGAGAAAAUGGCUCUCCUAGUUCUCCAGUUAUACCAGAAAGGGCAAUUCGACCAAAUCCUAGCAUUGGGCGCUCAGGUGAAGUAUUCCUUUCACCAAAACAAGGUCAACCGCUACAUAUAAGAGUAACACCAGAUCAUGAAAACAGCACAGCCACUUUGGAGAUAACUAGCCCACCUUCUGAGGAUUUCUUUUCAACCACCACAGUAAUACCAACAUUAGGUAAUCAAAAACCACGGAUUACAAUCAUUCCUUCUCCAGGUGUUAUGAACCAGAAAGGAAAAGGUGCUGAUAGCUCCAUGCAUCCAGAAAGAUCUAUGUCCCCUGUCACAAUAACAACUUUCUCACGGGAAAAAUCUGCUGAAACCGGCAGAUCCAAUUUUAGUGAAAGGCCCACAUCUCCCAUUCAGAUACUUACUGUGUCAACAUCUGCUGCAUCUCCAGAGAUAUCUGUGUCUCCAGAUUCUCAAGAAAUGACUAUGGGACGUGCUGUAUUUAAGGUUACUCCUGAAAAACAAACUGUGCCAACUCCAAUAAGGAAAUACAAUUCUAAUGCAAACAUAAUUACAACAGAGGAUAACAAAAUUCAUAUACAUUUAGGUUCUCAGUUUAAAAGAAAUCCUGGUAGCUCCUCAGAUGGGGCAACACCUGUUAUAACCGUUAGACCUUUAAAUGUUGGUACAGAAAAUGUGGAGGUUACAACUGGUACUGUACUUCGAUCCCCAAAGACCAAUUUGUCUGUCAGGCCUACAACAAACAAAGUGACUAGUUCUAUAACCAUAACUCCUGCCACAACAUCUUCUACACGUGCAACCCAAUCAGUGACAACACAGGAUGGGUCAUCCCAACGCCACACCCCUACCCGAAUUCCCAUGUCAAAAGGUAUGAAAGCAGUAAAGCCAAUAAUGGCAGUGCCAGGAGCAGGAAAUCUGUCAAAAUUUGAGCCACGUGGCGAGAGUCAGUCUAUGAAAAUAGAAUUGAAGAAAUCGCCAGCCAGCAGCUCUUCUCCUUUCGGAGGGGGGAAGGGCUGAGGCUAAAUCUCAGGGAGAGCAUUAUUAUCCAUCAGCUACGCAUGAACACAAGAUGACGUACGAGAGGGAGCAGGAAUUGAUGCACUUCUACUGAACACAGUUUUAUGGAUAUUUUCUUGAGUACAAAUUCAGAGACUACGUUUAUACCAAGUUUUAUGCUACUGACGCAUCAAAGAAAAUAUCUAUUUUGUUUUUUAAUAUUGCAAGUGUUUUAAAAAAAUAUUUCCUAUCUGCAGGAUUCUAUUUUGUGCAAAUUCUGUGAGUUUCUGGAAAAUGUAUAGCUACAAAAUUUUUAAGUUAUUUUAUACUUUUCAGAAGUUUGUUCAAGUGGCUUUUCCUCCAAUAUUGUAUUUUUAUAUUAAACCUGCAUAGCUUUCAAGCUUAUCCCCCAGACAGAAUGGUAUCGACUAAAAUUAUUAUUUGAAGAUUUUUCGAUGCAGGUUAAAGCAAUACAUUUAAUGGAGCAAAAUAAAAGAAAAAACACUGUGCUGUGUGUGAAUGGAUACCAAUAAAAACUUUUGGUGUUUGCA
This is a messenger RNA of Pseudophryne corroboree (corroboree frog), 4592 nucleotides long. It is a transcript of the gene FILIP1, whose product is annotated as filamin A interacting protein 1. The record is from RefSeq and is a predicted model, not a curated record. The coding region runs from base 412 to 4062 and encodes 1216 amino acids. The transcript has 7 exons. Lineage: Eukaryota; Metazoa; Chordata; Amphibia; Anura; Myobatrachidae.